Molecule: messenger RNA, 1848 nt
Organism: Marasmius oreades (fairy-ring Marasmius)
Lineage: Eukaryota; Fungi; Basidiomycota; Agaricomycetes; Agaricales; Marasmiaceae
Exons: 10
Coding region: 482-1654 (390 amino acids)
Biological process (GO): transmembrane transport
Cellular component (GO): membrane
Molecular function (GO): transmembrane transporter activity
Source: RefSeq, a predicted model, not a curated record
UUAAAUCUUGUUUAAUCUAUCGAUUGAGUACAAGAUCCGGAAGAUCACAUAGCUUGUGGCUCGGGAGUCCCGUCCUCUUGAGAUCCUAUAUCCGGAACUUGGGCAUGUCUAGUCAGGCUCUUCACAGGAAACUGGUUCGAAAGAUUGACAUAAUCUGUAGGCAAACCCCUUUUCAUGUCCAUACAUCUAUAAUCUUUCUGAGCAGUUCUGCCAAUCCUGACCAUCUCCUAUGGUCUUCGUGCGUAUCUUUUGGAAGGUAAAAAAUCGAAAUGACCAAGGAAAUUCCAUUUGCUGUCAGAACUGUAUGAUAAAUUGGUAUUGGGGUCUGCCUCCGUGUUUGGGAUCAUUGAGGACUUGAAACUUUCCACCAUCGUCUGGACUCAUUGCUGUCAACUCAAAUUUCCCAGAUGGAUACAUUGUCGCUGUGCUUCCCAUAGCGGUGUUAUUGCAACAAUGGCCGCUGAUCAAAACACUCUCUGCCAUGAUCUGUAUUUGGGGCGUCGUUUGUAUCUUGACAGUGGUAGUCACCUCAUAUCGCGGCUUGGUGGUCCAGAGGGUUUUCCUCGGUAUCGUAGAAUCCUCCGUAUCUCCAGGAUUCGUUCUGAUAACCUCAUUAUGGUACACAAAAGAAGAGCAGACCACACGACUUGGGAUAUGGUAUUCGUCGACAGGCAUCUUCAGCAUGUUUUCUGGAAUAGUCAAUUAUGGCAUCGGACACGCUGGGGGGAAAUUGGCCGCCUGGAAAUACAUGUAUAUCUUCACAGGAGCCUGGACUAUUAUUUGGGGUUUUGUAGUGUUUUGUGCCAUUCCAGAAUCACCCAACAGCCCUGGACGACGUUUUUCCGAGGAAGAAAAGAUACUAUUGAAAAAACGUUUGGUAUUAAACAUGACCGGAAAGGAUCGAACACGAUGGAAGCCGAGACAAGCUGUCGAGGCGAUCAAGGAUGUGAAGUUAUGGAUAAUGAUGCUCUGCGCUGCAGCGAUAUACGUUUCCAAUGGUGGCGUUACUGCGUUCGGAGCCCGUAUCAUUCAGUCGUUUGGAUAUAGUUCUCUGGACGCGAUCCUUUUGCAAAUACCCGGGGGGGCCAUGACUUGCCUCGCCAUAUACCUUGUCGGCUAUCUUGCAGGAAGGUUCAAGGACUCUCGGACCUACAUCCUUCCCCUUUCUUGCUUGCCGGUCAUCGUUGGUUCCGUGAUGAUAUGGAAGGGUUCCUGGGUUCACAAAGCUCUGCCGCUAUGGGGUUACUAUCUAUUACCGACAUUCGGUGCCCCUUACGUUGUUGUCCUCUCCAUUGCAGCGUCGAACGUAGCCGGGGGUACGAAGAAAGCAAUUUGUAAUGGGAUGAUCUUCAUAGGGUACAACGUCGGGAACAUCGUUGGAGGUUACAUCGUUUUUGCGGAUGAAACCGCGAUGCACUAUCGUUCUACGUGGAUCGCUAUCAUCGUCUGUAUGUGCUUUGUUGUUGGUUCUUCUUUUGUACUUCGGUUCGUCAUGUCGCGAGAGAAUGCGAGACGCAACGCGGCCGCUCGUCAGCGAACAGUGGGUAAUUCCGAUAAGGAGGAAACCGAAUUUCAGUCGGUUACCAACGAUAAUAAUCUCGAAGGUGAGGAUCGGACUGACUGGGAGCAAGAAGACUUUCGAUAUGUCCUUUAGGCUUUCAGGUGGCUAAUACUACUAGUGCUCAUACAUAUGCGCGGUUAUUCUUGUCACGUUCGCAAAAACCUAACUAAGUAUCAUGCACAUGGAACAUUGGAAUGUGUUGGGCGCGCCUCUGUUGAUUCAACGAUUCAUAGCCACGAUGGAUAGACAGCUCUUUCUCAAAAAUAGAUCGUUCGAACUUCUCGCCG